This is a messenger RNA of Nanorana parkeri, 1861 nucleotides long. RefSeq names its product cell division cycle 25C (gene CDC25C). Gene Ontology annotation, biological process: protein dephosphorylation; positive regulation of G2/M transition of mitotic cell cycle; G2/M transition of mitotic cell cycle. The coding region runs from base 30 to 1634 and encodes 534 amino acids. NCBI's taxonomy places the organism in Eukaryota, Metazoa, Chordata, Amphibia, Anura, Dicroglossidae. The transcript has 15 exons. Gene Ontology annotation, molecular function: protein tyrosine phosphatase activity. The record is from RefSeq and is a predicted model, not a curated record. Gene Ontology annotation, cellular component: cytoplasm; nucleus.
CCACGUCAGUGGUGAAGAAUCGUGAAGUCAUGGCAGAUGGACACUCCAUAUCAGACGGUCACUUGAAAUCUUCUGGCCUUAAUUUUCGCACAAAUUGUCGAAUGGUUCUUAAUCUACUGAGAGAUAGAGAUGCCUCGAUUGUAUUUUCUCCAGAGCAGCCAUUAACACCAGUCACUGACCUUGCUGUGGGCUUCAGUAACUUAAGCACUUUCAACGGUGAGACCCCUAAACGCUGCUUGGAUCUGUCUAACCUGAGUUGCGAUGAACCUGGCCUGCAAGCUUUCGUGUCACCUGUUAAAAUGGCGACAGGUAAGGGAGACUCGUCACAGUCAAUACAGUUAGAAGAUUUGAAGUGCCUUAAAGGAACUGUAAAUACAUCACUGCCUAGACUUCUCUGCAGCACCCCAAGUUUUAAGAAGUUUUCUGGACAUCAAAGAGAUUCUAGUAAUAAAGAAAAUGAGGGUGGGCUGUUUAAGAAUCCAGGUAAACCCUGCUCUAUACUGCUUCUCCGGGAGGCAGCCAUGACAGAGAUUUCUCCAUCAUUUGGAACAAAGGAUGACCUCUGUAUGGAGGAGGACUCUGAGCUCCAAGUCAUUGCUUCUCCUAUCGGUGCUACUCUAGCUGGUGUUGACGAAGACAAAGUAGGGAACCUUGAUGGGUUCUCUGAAUUUUUCGCUAUGGAUGACGAGGAGGAGCCAGAGGAUACAUCCACAGUUGCGGCUAAUUUGUCCUCCUCAAUGGCCAUCCUACUCUCUGGACCUUUGAUGACUCAAGAGGUGGAUGUCAGCAAUGUAAGUAAAGUGUCUAUGAAUCGGAGCCGUCUUUAUCGAUCACCAUCUAUGCCAGAGAAGCUAGAUCGGCCUGUGUUGAAGAGACCUGUACGGCCCCAAGAUGGUGAAACUCCUGUUAGGGUAAAAAGAAGACGCAGUACAAGCAGUUCACUCAAGUCUGAAGAUGAAGAAAACUCUCAGCCGAGAAGACGGGGAGCGUCUCUGAAAAAGACCUUGUCUCUUUGUGAUGUAGACAUUACUAAAGCUUUGGAUGAGGAUUAUAGUCACAGACAACUGGUUGGGGAUUUUACAAAGGUUUAUGCUUUGCCCACUGUGACUGGACGGCACCAGGAUCUUCGCUACGUUACUGGAGAGACUCUGGCAGCAUUAAUGCACGGAGAGUUCAGUAGUCUUGUGGAAAAAUUCUACCUCAUCGACUGCCGAUAUCCUUAUGAAUACGAAGGGGGCCAUAUCAAGGACGCAUUAAACCUCCAUCGACCAGAAGACUUACUAGCUUAUUUCCUAAAUCAACCUCUGCUUCCAUCAGAUGCACAAAAGCGCAUUGUAUUGGUGUUUCAUUGUGAGUUCUCUUCGGAGAGAGGUCCAAAAAUGUGUCGGUUUUUGAGAGAAGAGGACCGGGCCAGGAAUGAAUAUCCAAGUCUCCAUUACCCAGAACUGUAUUUGCUUAAAGGGGGUUACAAAGAAUUUUUCCCGGAAUACAAGUUGUUGUGUGAGCCUCAAGGAUACUGCCCAAUGCAUCACCAGGAUUACAGAGAAGAACUGCUCAAAUGCCGUACAAAGAGCAAAUCUUGGGCAGGCGAUCGCAAAAGGAGGGAUCAAAUCACCAGGCUGAUGAAGCUGUGAUGUGGCAAAUGUAAACCCAAUCACAAUUUGUACAACACUCCUGUAGCUGCUCAUUCAUUUUCCAACUCUGCUGCUUGCACUACAGUAAAGGACCUGGAAUGGCUUGACAUGUACCACUGACACUGUGAAAUAUUUUUAUUAAAUCUAUUCUUCAUGAAAAUAUGGACAACAAAGUGUGGGAUAUGCAUUUGUAAGAUGUGGAUUGAUAUCAUGGCCAUCUGAGUACA